This is a messenger RNA of Pteropus alecto (black flying fox), 3358 nucleotides long. RefSeq names its product Ras association domain family member 3 (gene RASSF3). The transcript has 5 exons. Gene Ontology annotation, biological process: signal transduction. Lineage: Eukaryota; Metazoa; Chordata; Mammalia; Chiroptera; Pteropodidae. Gene Ontology annotation, cellular component: cytoplasm. The record is from RefSeq and is a predicted model, not a curated record. Bases 58 to 774 code for a protein of 238 amino acids.
CCCUGCCUGGCCGCCUGCGCCCCGGGGAGGCUGCCCGCGCGCGACGGGACCAGCAGCAUGAGCAGCGGCUACAGCAGCCUGGAGGAGGACGCUGAGGACUUCUUCUUCACCGCCAGGACCUCCUUCUUCAGGAGAGCGCCCCAGGGCAAGCCCCGCUCCGGCCAGCAAGAUGUGGAGAAAGAGAAGGAAACCCACAAUCACCUCAGCAAAGAGGAAAUCAAAGAGAAAGUUCAUAAGUACAACCUGGCAGUCACAGACAAGUUGAAGAUGACCUUGAAUUCAAAUGGGAUUUACACUGGCUUCAUUAAAGUACAGAUGGAACUCUGCAAACCUCCACAGACUUCUCCCAACUCUGGAAAACCCGCUCCCAGUAGCAAUGGCUGUAUGAACACGCUUCACAUCAGCAGCACGAACACUGUUGGGGAAGUGAUCGAGGCCCUGCUCAAAAAGUUUCUCGUGACUGAGAGCCCUGCCAAGUUUGCACUUUAUAAGCGUUGCCACAGGGAAGAUCAAGUCUACGCCUGCAAGCUCUCUGACCGGGAACAUCCACUCUACCUGCGUUUGGUAGCCGGGCCAAGAACAGACACACUUAGUUUUGUUCUCCGUGAACAUGAAAUUGGAGAGUGGGAAGCCUUCAGCCUUCCAGAACUACAGAAUUUCUUGCGGAUCUUGGACAAGGAGGAAGAUGAGCAGCUGCAAAACCUGAAGAAGCGCUAUGCGGCCUACAGACAGAAGCUGGAAGAAGCCCUCAGCGAGGUGUGGAAACCCGAUUAAAGUGCGGGGCUCCCUGUCACCCAGGGAUGGUGCAGGACCCUGUCACCCAGGGCUGGUGCAGGACCAGCAGCAAAGGUCUCUUCUCGGAGGGCUGUUUUCUUGCCCUGUGAUGCGAGGGUCUUCCCCUUUUUAUCUCUAGAUUUAGUUCUCCAAACUUGGUCACGCAACAUCCUGCACGUUUGGCAUCUUCUGUAAGGGAUUCUGCAAGCUUGUUCUGUUACAGACUGCGGUGUUACCUCUCGGCAAGCUGUGAAUCUGUCGUCUCAUCUGGAGCAUUCUAGAGUGCUUUGAAGCAUGGACUCUGGGUUUUCGUUUUCUUAUUUUCUUUUAGUUAUUUGAAUUAUGUGAUGAUGAUGUUAAGCUUAAGGAUGUGCAAAUGAUUUUUUUAAAAGCUUAACAAGGAACCUGUCUGAACACUUGUCUUAUGUUGAAACUACCUGUCUCUCAUUUUUUUUUUUUUUUUUUUAAUAUCAGAGGGAACAUCCACGUGAAUUGAAGGGCACAGGAAGCUAGGAACUCUGAGGAAUUUGUGAAGGAUUUUGGAGGAACUUGACAAAGAAAGUAAAAGGCAGGUUUGGAAGAAGGAGUGGGUGGAAGUGGGGGGCACUCUGAGGGAUGGCGGUUUGGCUGACGAGUCGAUGGUGGAGAGAGAAAGGUAUAUUUGCUUGUAAGGGAGUUAAAAACAUUGAGUUUUGAGUCAUUGAUCCCACUAUAGGACUGUUUGAUUUCUUCGUGAGUAAAAUGUGGGAAUGGAGCCAAAGAAAGUAGGAGCUAGACCAAAAAGGAGGGACUUGUAAUUGCAGCUGACUAGAAAAGCCGCUUUUAGGCAGGUGGGUCUUCCAGACCUAGGCGGAGAGCUGGAGCUGCCCUCGGUGGACCGCCCCCCCCAGGAUUCGCCUUCCAGGAGUGGAAAGUCAGUGGGAACAGCUUCUCUGGGCGGGUGGAGCAGUGACCAUUUGCUGACUCCUGCUAAGUUAUAGAUUUUCCCCAAGGUGGUUUUCAAAGCCGAAAAGGAGUUCGGGUAAGGGCAGCAGUUUCUCCCUGAUUGUUAGCCGGGAGGUUUGUCCAGUAAAGAGCUCACAGCACACCUUUAUGCCAGUCACUCCCUCCAUUUCCCCCAUCCCCCACUUCCCUCUCCCUGUCUCUUCUUUUCCGACUCCUUUUCUCUUAUAAAUCGAAGUCUGUUCUUACAUAAUGGAGAAGAGGGAUAUGGAUUAAAGACCUAGUACUAUCAGACCCUCAGUUCCAAAGGGGGACUAGACUGUAAGGAGGAGGGCAGCAGGAAAGGGAGGAAAGAAAGUCCACCCCCAGUUGACCAGAGGGACUCGUAGAAAUAUUUUAACAAAAGUGCACGUUCCUGGUAACCAAAGAAAUGCAUGUGCAAUAGAAACCUUCCUUAAAGCAGGUUAAAUAACCUCAUUUUAUGCAGCAGCUAAUCUGAAAACAAUGGGAAAGGUGUGCUGUGGUUCUAGAGGGGGAUUUACAGUCUAUUUUUAGUCUAGAUAUAUAUUUUUUUGUUUAUAAAUUCCCAAGGAAUUGUUAACACUUUGGUGACACCUAAUGGAUUCUUUGUGAAAUUCCAAGGUGCUUCAGUUCUUUGCCUUUUAAGUGAACUGUGCCUUUCAUUGCAUUUCUCUUUACCUCUCGGGGGCGCUUCUGACUUGUCAGAGAACACCUGUCUUGUUGGAGGCAGAUGUAAGUGUUGGUUAUGCUGUGCCACACACGUUGAAACAAUCAUAUCUUCCUAAGCUUUUUAAGGAAAGUUGGGGAAAAAAAGUAAAACUAGGUAUAAAAUAUGUAUGGCACAUCUUGUUUAAUUUUGCAUGUAACUUCUUUUUGGUGCAUUGAUGAGGUUUUAGUGUCAUUGUCAUCCAACACUUUACCUUUAUUGUUCAGGGAAUGCCUUCAUGGUUUUUAUACUGGUUUUACUAUUCAGACUAUGGCUCGGGUUUGAGUAUACUAUUACCAACCACUUGGUCUUUUAAUUACCCAUCCCAAUAAGCUUAUAUUUUGUGAAGCCUUUGUUUCUCAGCUUAAGACACUGUUAGAACCUAAACUAGUAGCUGAUGGGUAUCUGUGAAUUUUUUUUUUUUUUUUUUUUAACUUGAAGUAGAUUGUCUAAAAUAGGCAUCCUGACCUGUAUUAUCCAGAACCUCGCUCAUUGUCGUGUGCACUACAAGUUGCAAUUUGGAAAACUUACUGUACUGAAAUUCUGUCAGUUCGUGGUUCUUGAAGACUGAUGUUCUCUCCCAAACACUGGUUACUGCAGCGGCAUUGUUGAUGUGUAAAAGAAGGAGGGCCACUAAGGCCACAGAUUUUUAAAAAUCAUUGUACAAAUUCUUAUGUUAAAUUAAACUAAGCUUUGCUGUAAUACUGUUUUCUCUUCGAUAUGUGAUGGUACAGGAAUGAUGUUAAAUGAAGGGGUAAGUAUUGCAGGGGAGCAUUUUAAAUCACAGACAUAAAAAAGUUAUAAUAUUUAUAAUUUUGAUGAGUUUAUUUUUAUAGGGAAGAUUUUUUUCUUCCCUGAAAUUGUUUUUGGAAUGGCAAUUUGUUUCCAUUAUUAAAAGUCGAUGUUGUUAGUUGA